UCUGGUCAGAUUAUAUCGCCAAUAAUAUUUUAGCUGAAUGCGGCCCUGUGACUAAGACAGAGGUUGUGAUAAAACCUUAUAUUUUGAGUCUACAUAAUCAUUUGAACUCUGGGGACCAAGCCGAAUUCAAGAUGAAGGCUUUCCUACUCUUACUAGUCGUCGGUCUGGCUGCAGCGGCUCCAACAAGCAAGGAGGAUGAGGACAUCGUCAUCGACGAAGAAUUCUACCCUUCAGAGUGGGUCAAAUACACCUCCGAACAUGACAUCGUAAGCCUCUUGGUUCCCAUCAACUCUCUCAACUUCGAUGAAAACGACUCCUCCGAAUCCAACUCCAAGGAGGAAGAUGUAGACGUCGUCCUAUUCUUCAGCGAAGCUGACAUCAUUGACGGCAAAAAAGACUACAAAGGUGUUUCAGUGAUUAAGAAGAAUAAGGUGACCAAGCUUCUGGAGAACGGCAGAGACAUGGCCGCUUCCGGAGACGACAGCAAGCUAGUCUUCAUCGGAGCCAGCGACGGCAUCUACGUCUACAAAGAUGAAAAGACCGCCGUAGAAAAGUACGGUUCCAUCAACGACGAUAUUUACGGUAUCGCCAAGGAAAAGGACGGUGAUAUCAUGUACAUCCUCACAGCAAACAAGGAGGUCUUCAAAGUAAGCGACAACGGAAACAAGAAGGAGAAACUCGAAGGCGUCAAGGCGGAACAGAUGGUGCUGGACUACUCCAACAACCUCUACUUCUCUGACAGCGACAAGCAAGUCUACGUUCGCACCAGCGAAGGCAUCAAGAAGAUUGAGGGUCUGCCAGCCAACCCCAAAUUCAUCCAACUCCUGCGACCCGCCUUCGUUAUGGACGAUAUGGUUCCCGUCGUCGUCGACGAGACUUCUUACUUGGCCUACUCUAACGGAACCAGUGAGACCGGUGAUAUCACCUUCAAGAAACCAAAGUACAGACCAACCGCGUACUCGAUGGAGGCAGCCAUUAUUCAGUACUAUGCCAUAGAUAAACACAUCUACGAGUACAACAUGCUAGCGAUCCUCCUGGGAACUAUGUUGGAAGAGAUCAAGAACUUCCUUGGCAACCAGAAAAGCACCAUUGAGGAGAUCAGCUCGAGCCGCAAAGCCAGCGUAAGGAAAUACGUCUAAAUUACAAGCUUUAAUAUAAUACACGUUUUAUAACCUA
Messenger RNA from Aricia agestis (brown argus), 1176 nucleotides. RefSeq lists its product as uncharacterized. The coding region runs from base 132 to 1139 and encodes 335 amino acids. The transcript is spliced from 2 exons. Gene Ontology annotation, molecular function: protein binding. The record is from RefSeq and is a predicted model, not a curated record. Lineage: Eukaryota; Metazoa; Arthropoda; Insecta; Lepidoptera; Lycaenidae.